AUGUCCAAGAUCUCAGCUUUUGCCACCGGGGCUGCCGCGGUAACCGCAGCAACAGCCUUUGUUGGAGUGCCGCAGCCAGCGAGGCAGCCGACACUCCGAGGCACACAGAGAUCCACAGGAGCCACUGCAAAUGGCACCAUGAGCUCCGCAGCGGGUUUGGGCCUUGGCCUCGGGGCCAUGGGCCUGAUUGCGUCCUUAGUGCGCCCGGCUCCUUCGCCGGCCGUGCGCAGUGGCAUCGCGCGCUGCGCCUACGACGCCUCUGGGGAGAUCGGUGCUUGCGACCCGCUCCUGUUCUGGGACCCCAUCGGCUACUGCCAGGACGGCUGCACGAAGGAGGACUUCGACCGUCGGCGAGCAGUGGAGCUGAAGCACGGGAGGUUGUGCAUGGUCGCCACCAUUGGCAUGGUUUGGCCGGACAUCUUCGGCAAGUUCGAUGGUUACCUGUCGCCAUCACAGAACUUGAAGUUCGCAGACGUCCCGUCAGGAAUUGCCGCUGUCAGCAAGGUCCCUCUGGAGGGCUGGCUGCAGAUCUUGCUCGUGGCAGGACUUAUUGAGACGCAGCUCUUGAAGGAUCAGUCUUUCGGUGGCUUCGGUUACGCCAAGUACGGUCAGGAGCCAGGAAAUUUCGGAACGGGAUACUGGGGCAGGAAGAUCCAGGAUCCGGCCGAGCGCCGGCUGAAGCUGACCACAGAGCUGAACAACGGAAGGCUGGCAAUGAUCGCCAUGUCUGGCAUGCUGAUUCAGAACGGCCUCACUGGACAGUCCCCGAUCGAGCAGCUCACUGCCGGCCACAUUUCGCCCUUCAACGAUGGUCAGGGCUUCUUCGCUUUUGACCCUUCGCAGGAACUUGGUGCGUGCCCUCCUCUUGGCUACUGGGAUCCAUUCGGCAUGAUGGCCUUCCAGGAUGAGGAGAAGUUCCGCCGGAAUCGUGAGCUGGAGCUGAAACACGGACGGAUCUGCAUGGUUGCCACGAUCGGGAUGAUCGUGCCUGACCUCUUCGGCCGCUUCGGUGGCUACCUAGCACCCAGCAUGGACCUGAAGUUCUCCGACAUUCCUUGCACGAUUGAGGCCAUCUACAAGGUUCCGACCUUCGGCUGGUUGCAGAUCUUUGCUCUCGCCGGAGCCAUCGAGGCCAAGAACCAGGCCUUCCCUGAGAACUAUGGCUAUCCUCCUUUCUGGGGGCGGAUCAACACUCUUGAGCCGGAGGAGAAGCAGAAGAAGCUGCUUGCCGAGAUCAACAACGGACGCCUGGCUAUGGUUGCGAUGGCUGCCAUCGUGGCACAGAACGGCGCCACAGGCCAGUCCCUGGUCGAGCAGUUCACCACCGGAAACCUGAACCCCUUCGUGGGUGGCUAUGCUCAGCUUGAUGCUUCUGAUCGCUUGGCUUUGCGAGCCGAGUUCGGCUCUGGCGCCGGCAAGUCCACGGCUAUCCCUUGGGAUCCCAUCCCAGAGGGCCUCAGCAACGACAUCUUCAACAACACCUACGUGGGCGAUGUUGGCUUCGACCCUGCAGGCUUUGCCAAGAACCAGCGCCUGCUGCCUUGGUACCGUGAAGCCGAGCUUGCUCAUGGCCGCGUGUGCAUGCUGGCAGUGCUGGGCUACACCGUACAGACUUCCGGGGCCAAGUUCGAGCCCUUCAUCACCCGAUACCCGACGGACUCCGCGGACCCCCUGAAGGCGGCCACGCAGGUGCCCAUCGUGGGCUGGCUUCAGAUCAUUGUCGUGAUUGCCCUGUCGGAGCUUUGGCGAUACGAGAACGUCAUCAGCAAGUAUUCUCAGGGCGUCCAGCCUGGAGACCUUGGCUGGAAUCCGACGGCCCCGGUGAGCAGCCC
Messenger RNA from Symbiodinium necroappetens, 1832 nucleotides. The record is from the annotation of a GenBank genome assembly. NCBI's taxonomy places the organism in Eukaryota, Dinophyceae, Suessiales, Symbiodiniaceae.